CACGAUCCGAAGCGUCUUCCCUCUCCUCUGUUUCUUUCCUUCCGGACGAAGGCGCAGCGGCAGCAACGACUCCUGACCCAAAUCAAACCAAACAAACCAAUCCGCCGCGGCGCCGCCUUCCAAUCCCCAGCUCCCGCCGUCAUCUCCUCCUCCUCCGGCGAUCGCCGUCGCCUCCAGUAGUCUCACCAGGAGUCCCAAAUCCUCCCGCCUUCGAUGGGGAGCGAGGCAGAGCCCGCCAAGGGGCUGCUGCCCUACCUGCAGCGCGCCGACGAGCUGCAGAAGCACGAGCCCCUCGUUGCCUACUACUGUCGGCUCUACGCGAUGGAGAAGGGGCUGAGGAUCCCGCAGAAGGAGCGCACCAAGAUCACCAACUCCAUCCUCGUCUCCCUCAUGAACCAGCUCGAGAAGGACAAGAAAUCUUUGACUUUGGGGCCUGACGAUCAUUUUCACGUGGAGGGGUUUGCAUUGAACGUCUUUGCUAAAGCAGAUAAACAGGACCGUGCUGGACGAGCUGACAUAAAUACUGCUAAAACCUUCUAUGCUGCAAGCAUCUUCUUCGAGAUUCUUAACCAGUUUGGCGAGCUUCAACCUGAUAUCGAGCAGAAGCAGAAAUAUGCCAUCUGGAAAGCAGCUGAAAUAAGAAAAGCUCUCAAAGAAGGACGAAAGCCUGAAGCUGGACCUCCUGGCGGGGAUAAAGAUGAAGCACCUGUCAGUAGUACCACGAUUCCUCAUGAUAUGGGGCGAAGCGAGUCCUUCAGCAGCAGGCAGCAUGGCAGUGAAGCACCAUCUCAACCUGUAGACAAGGAUUUUAGUAGGCGGGAUAGCUUGCCUACUAUCCAGCCAGGAAAUAAUGAGCCUCGACAAAGUAGAGAGUUCCAUGAUCAUUCCUUUGCCCAGUCACCUUAUUCACCCCCACCCCCUCAGUCCCAGCAUCCAUCUCCAUCACAAUCUUAUUCCUCUCCCUCACACCAAGGAACGGAUUAUCCUUCUGAUGUCCACAUACCACCACCCAAUUAUUCAUCUUCCCCAUACACAAGCACAGACUACCCUACUAAAGAGGUCCACAAACAACCAUCCAAUUAUUCCCCACCCCCUUACACAAGAACAGACUACCCUUCCAGUGAUGGCUACAAUCCUCAUAGUAAUGAUAAACCAGAUGUUUCAGCUUAUCCUCAGACAUACCAACCCCCACCCUACACAAUUGAACCUCAACACACGUCUCAAAACUACUACUCUACGGAGACCCCGCCUGCCCCAUACAACUACCCUAAUUUCCAGUCUUAUCCAAGCUUCCAGGACAGCACAUCACCUUCUGUGCCAACGCAUCAAUCAUCAUUCUACCCUGCAGGCGAUGGUCCUGCUGCUACGUCAUACUCUCCUGCGUCAAAUCCCUCUGCCCCAACACAUCACUCCAGUGCUGAUUCUGCAUAUCAAGCUACUACUACAGCUGCACCACCAGCCAGCCAAUAUAGGUAUGAUAGCAAUUACCAGCCAGAAGUUGUGAAGAUCGCCGAGGCUCACAAGGCAGCAAGAUUUGCGGUUGGCGCCCUUGCAUUCGAUGACGUGUCUGUUGCUGUGGAUCACCUGAAGCGCGCGCUGGAUCUUCUGACAAACCCUUCUGCUGAAACUCAUUAGAGCUUUCCUGUGGACAUCUCAAAAGCAUCUUCUGUACAUAUACUACAUCGGUAUACUGCCCCAUGGAGAUGUUACCAGGUUUCAUACAUACAAUAUACUGGGGUGGCCACACAAAUCUAGGAGAUAGCAAGGGCACCUUUCUGUUUGCAGAAAACUAGCUUCGUGUGUCAAAUUGAAUUAUUCAUUAUCAGAGUUUGUAAUAAGGCUAUGUAACCCAUUGUAUUCAAUACGUAUUCUUGAGGGCUGUUUUGGUAUGUGCUGAUUGCUGCAA
Phragmites australis (common reed) is the source of this 1906-nucleotide messenger RNA. RefSeq names its product protein HOMOLOG OF MAMMALIAN LYST-INTERACTING PROTEIN 5-like. Gene Ontology annotation, cellular component: multivesicular body. The transcript has 7 exons. Lineage: Eukaryota; Viridiplantae; Streptophyta; Magnoliopsida; Poales; Poaceae. The coding region runs from base 214 to 1635 and encodes 473 amino acids. The record is from RefSeq and is a predicted model, not a curated record. Gene Ontology annotation, biological process: late endosome to vacuole transport via multivesicular body sorting pathway.